Molecule: messenger RNA, 317 nt
Organism: Solanum tuberosum (potato)
Lineage: Eukaryota; Viridiplantae; Streptophyta; Magnoliopsida; Solanales; Solanaceae
Exons: 1
Coding region: 45-236 (63 amino acids)
Cellular component (GO): respiratory chain complex I
Source: RefSeq, a predicted model, not a curated record
UGUAGUAGUAUCCUGAGCUGAGAGGACUCAAAAACUUAGCGAAGAUGGUGAAAGUUGCGACGUUCUUUGCUAUGUCUGUAGGAGCCUUCGCUUUCUGGCAAAUCAUGGACAAAAUCUAUGUCUGGAUCGCUCUUCAUCAGGAUGAGAAGCAAGAGAGAAUGGAGAAGGAAGCAGAAAUCAGAAGAAUGAGAGCAGAGCUAAUCAGAGAAAACAAAGAGCGGGAGUCUCUUGCCUAAGCUAUCAAGAAUUGCAAACCUAGUUGUAUUCAAUUCAACAAUUUGUUUUUGCUGUCUUUUUGAAUGUUUCAAGAUUUCUGC